Molecule: messenger RNA, 3098 nt
Organism: Carassius gibelio (silver crucian carp)
Lineage: Eukaryota; Metazoa; Chordata; Actinopteri; Cypriniformes; Cyprinidae
Product: GTPase IMAP family member 8-like
Exons: 3
Coding region: 16-2424 (802 amino acids)
Molecular function (GO): GTP binding
Source: RefSeq, a predicted model, not a curated record
AUAAUAAAUGAACCAAUGAAUAACCUUUCACCUCAGAAAGAGAUGAGCAAAGUUUGUCAAAAGAAAGAUGGAAUGAUUCAUGGACGGCAGAUCAGUGUAAUAAAGCUUCCGGUUCUCAUUCGUCUCUCAGAAGAGGAAGUGAUGCGGGAGACUCACCGCUGUGUGUCUCUCUGUCAUCCUGGAGUUCAUCAUUUCAUCCUCGUUACUCCUGUCACUCCACUUACUGAUGAAGACAGAGCAGAAAUGGAGAAGAUCAAAAAUAUAUUUUACUCAAAAGUGCAUUCCAUGGUGCUUUUCAUUACUGAACUCACUGUUGACAAAAAUGUAACUGAUUUUGUAGCUUCCACAGAAUCUCAGAAGGCUGUGAGACUCUGUGGGAGUUGGUGUGAUGUGAUGGGGUUAAAGGACCAGAGAAACUCAGAACAGAUCUCAGACCUGUUUGACUGUAUAGACUGUAUGAAGACUGAACCCUAUUCUCUUCGGAUGUAUAUGAGAGCUCCAGAGAGGAGAGUCAGACAUGAACUAGAGGAGAAACUGAGAGUGAGAGACAAUGAAAUCGACGAGUUACAGGAAAAGAUCAAGACACUGGAUCCAGAUGGUGUGAAGCUGAAUCUGCUUGUGUGUGGGAGUAACAGAGAAUUAAAAUCCUUCAUAUCAAACCUGAUCCUGAAGCAGAGCGAGAGAAGAUCAGAGCUGAUCUCAGAGUGUGUGAGAAGAGACGUGGAGCUUGAUGGACGUCUGAUAAGUCUGGUGGAGCUUCCAGUUCUGUUUAACACUGAGCUCUCAGAGGAGGAAGUGAUGCGUCAGACUCACCGCUGUGUGUCUCUCUGUCAUCCUGGAGUUCAUGUGUUCAUCCUCAUCAUUCCUGAUGCUCCACUUAAUAAUGAAGACAGAGCAGAAAUAGAGGAGAUCCAGAAGAUCUUCAGCUCAAGAGUCAACAAACACAUCAUGAUCCUCAUAAAGCAGAAUUCAGAGCAUCAGACAGAAGAACUCAAUGAAGAAACACAGUCUGUCAUUGAGAGAUUUGGAGGACGACACAAUUUCAUCGGCCUGAACACACAAGUGUCUGAGUUGAUGGAGAAACUGGAGCAGAUGGUUGAGGAAAAUAGUGGUGUUCGUUUCUCCACAGAGACAUUGAUGGAGACACAGAUGGAUAAACUGCAGAAAUUAGAAGAAAUGAAGAAGAGAGUCCAUUCAUUAGAGACGUGGUUUCAGUCACAAGAUUCAAGUGAAAGAGAAGAUGAUCUGAGGAUUGUGCUGCUUGGGAAAACUGGAGUUGGGAAAAGUUCAACAGGAAACACAAUUUUAGGAAGAAACACAUUUAUUUCAGAUAUUUCUCAAACAUCUGUUACUAAAGAGUGUCAGAGAGAAACAGCUGAAAUCAACGGUAGACACAUCACUGUGAUCGACACUCCAAAACUAUUUGAUACUGAACUCAGUAAUGAAGGAAUCCAGAGAGAAAUCAGAAACUGCAUCUCCAUGAUCCUGCCUGGACCACAUGUGUUUCUCUUACUGAUUCCACUUGGACGAUUCACUCAAGAAGAGGAAAAAUCAUUUAAAAUCAUCCAAGAGAUGUUUGGUGAAAACUCUUUAAAGUACACCAUGGUGCUCUUCACCAGAGGAGAUUUUCUGAAGAACAAAAUCAUUGAACAGUUUUUGGGAGAACCUGGAUCUGCUUUAAAUGAACUGAUUGAAGCGUGUGGAAACAGAUUCCAUGUGUUCAAUAAUGAGAAUAGAGACCGAACACAGGUGACUGAUCUACUGCAGAAGAUAGACAACAUGGUGAAAGAAAACGGAGAGAGUUACUACUCAUGUAAGAUGUUCAGAGAGAUGGAGAGAGAAAUACAAGAACAACAGAAGAACAUACUGAUGAAGAAAGUGGAGCAAGUGAACAGAGAAAAAGAAGAACUGAUGAUGAAACAUGAAGAAGAGAUAAAGAGAAUGAGGAUGAAGAUGGAGGAAGAACAACAGAAUCAUGAGAAAGGGAGAAAGAGAAGAGAAGAAUUUAUUGAGAGAGAAGAACGUUAUAGAAGAGUAAUUAAAGAUGUUGAGGAUCAAGAGAGAAAGAUACGAGAGGAGCUAAAGAGAGACCGAGAGGAAUUGGAGAAAGAAAAACAACAGGAAAGACUAAGAAGAGAAGAAGAGGAUGAGAAAUGGAGAAAAAGAGAACAGGCAAUGUGGGAUUAUAAUCAGAGACUUAAAGAAGAAAUAGAAAGAAUGAACAUGAAGAUGGAGGAAGAAAGGCAGAAUCACGAUAAAGACAGAAAGAGAAGAGAAGAAGAGGAACAGAGAAGGAGAAAGAAAGAACAGGAAACAUGGGAUGAAUAUUACCAGAAUCUUCAACAAGAGAUAAAGAGAAUGAACAUGAAAAUGGAGGAAGAAAGAGAUAAUCAUGAUCAAGAAAGAAAGAGAACAGGAUUUUAGGGAGAAUACCGUAAUUCCUCAAAUAAAAACCGGUAGUCAAAUAAACUCCGGGCCUCUUAUGGUGGCCGGGGGCGUGGUCAACAUGGACAAAUAAAGGCCAGUCUUAAAUGAAGGUCUGGGGAAAAUUUGUGCAGCAGAGCCAGAUAAUGAAAGUACACGCCCACUGCCAGAGCGUUUCUUGUUCUCGAGUCAAAAACCGGUUGCAUCGGUUUUCAGAUCACCAGUACACUGAACCGAGAACCGUUUCUGUCGGACGCGAGGAGAACCGAGGAGCUGAUGAUACUGCACACGCGUGAUUCUCUGUGAAGCAGACUGACACACAGAGCAUCUGAACCGAACUGAUUCUUUUGGUGAUUGAUUCUGAACUGAUUUCCACCGUUUCCACCGAAAUCACCCAGAAGAUUUGUACCAGGAACUUUUUUUCCCAGGAACAUUUUUCCCCCCAGACCUGUAGCUUUCUGCGUUUCCACCGCGGUCUAAAGUACCAGGAAGAUUAGGCAAAUAGACUGGUGAUGUAGGUCUGCGUGUGUUUCUCAAUACAAAGUACGCUGAUUUUGGACCUGCAUCCUCUGUAGUUCAGACUUUGUGCAUUGGAAUUGGGAGUGUGAUUUCCGCGACGACGCAAAUCCAGUAAAUCUGCAAACAGCAGCGUACUUGAUAACUUCAGUCAGCUC